Messenger RNA from Sphaerodactylus townsendi, 648 nucleotides. RefSeq names its product multiple epidermal growth factor-like domains protein 11. The transcript has 5 exons. Lineage: Eukaryota; Metazoa; Chordata; Lepidosauria; Squamata; Sphaerodactylidae. The record is from RefSeq and is a predicted model, not a curated record. The coding region runs from base 73 to 648 and encodes 191 amino acids.
AGCAAAACCCUUGACAGAGACGCUGGAGAAUGGACAGCCGACAGCUAUCUGAAUGGUCUAGGUGCUUGUGGGAUGAAUAGACGUCAGAACACAUACAUUAUGGAAAAAGGCUUCAAAGACUACAUGAAGGAAUCGGCUUGCAGCUCCAGCACCUGUUCCCUCAACAGCAGCGAAAACCCCUACGCCACCAUCAAAGACCCCCCCAUCUUGACAUGCAAACACUCCGAGGGCAGCUACGUGGAAAUGAAAUCCCCCGCCCAUCGGGACUCAACCUAUUUGGACACCCCGGCCUCGUCGACUGCCAACAAAAAUAUUUAUGAAGUUGAGCCCACGAUCAGCAUGGUCUACGAAGCCCGCGUCCGCACCACCGGGUACGUCCACAGCCCCUACGACCUGCCCCGGAACAGCUUGCUACAUCCCUUCCUCCAUUACGACGUCCUUCCCGGCUCACAGAAGCGACAGCCCGACUCACGGGACGAAGGCAGAAUGGUCAAGGUCAAAACGGUUCCCCGUCUACCUUCUUGGAGCCCGGAUGUAGCGGUGGUUCUGAGCGACAGCCUCUACUACAGGCGCCAUGAAGACUGGGGAAUUUAUUGUCGUGGGGAGCUUCCAGCGCGAAACAGCGCUGGCUUUACAGCGGGCUCAUGA